This is a messenger RNA of Brassica napus (rape), 1976 nucleotides long. RefSeq names its product probable sugar phosphate/phosphate translocator At1g06470. NCBI's taxonomy places the organism in Eukaryota, Viridiplantae, Streptophyta, Magnoliopsida, Brassicales, Brassicaceae. Gene Ontology annotation, biological process: UDP-glucose transmembrane transport. The transcript has 12 exons. The record is from RefSeq and is a predicted model, not a curated record. Bases 469 to 1716 code for a protein of 415 amino acids. Gene Ontology annotation, molecular function: antiporter activity. Gene Ontology annotation, cellular component: Golgi apparatus; cis-Golgi network; endoplasmic reticulum-Golgi intermediate compartment.
UUAGAAUAAAAUAUUAUCUUGUGCAAUAGGUAACGCAAGUUGCAUUGUCGGAGAACAACGAGUGUCGGAUCGGUAAAUGUUUUCGUAAAACUACACCAAACUCCAACAACCAUCGGUUGCGACUCAAAAAAUCAAAACCAAAUCAAAAGUUUGAACACACAAAGUUCCCAGCAGCUCCCACGCUUCGAUCCAACACGCUCAUUUCUUCUCGUCAAACGUCAAGUGAUUCCAUUGCAUAUUCAACAAAAACUGAGGUUCCUACCUUCAUUGAAUCCAGUUCAGCUGCUGGGAUAUAUAGAGAGAGUUGAAGACUGUAUCAUUUGAACAUAUCUGUAUAUAGUGAGUCCCCCACUGGCUCAAAGAUAAUUUUUUCCACGUCCCUGUUGGGUGAAUAAAGGCUGUGUGUACUAGAUUGCACGCUCUGUGAAUGAGAAGCCAAAAAGGUUGGGUAUUGAGUUUAGAUUAUUGAUGGAGCAAAGAGUACAGCUACGCGGUAGUAGCACUGUAGAAGCUAUGUCCAGUCUAGGAGAUGUAGACAGAGAACAGGUUUCAGAGCCGUUUGAUAUUGAGAAUGAAUCCAGGAAGGAUACAAACCACCCCAGCAGUUUUGAUGUUGGUUACAGUUCCGGUGAUAACCUGGAAACGUUGCCUAAAGCUUCAACAGAGGCUAUCUCUCCCGCUGACAUUCUAAAAACACUCUUCUUUAUACUUGUAUGGUACACUUUCAGCACUUUUUUGACUCUGUACAACAAAACUCUCUUAGGAGAUGAUUUGGGGAAAUUUCCUGCUCCCUUGUUAAUGAAUACCAUUCACUUUUCUAUUCAAGCGGUUUUAUCAAAGAUGGUAACUUGGUAUUGGUCCGGAAGAUUUCAACCUGAUAAUGCCAUAUCAUGGAGAGACUAUUUCGUUAGAGUUGUACCAACAGCACUUGCAACUGCUUUGGAUAUAAAUCUAAGUAAUGAGUCACUGGUCUUCAUAUCGGUUACGUUUGCAACAAUGUGCAAAUCUGCAGCCCCAAUAUUUCUUCUUCUGUUUGCUUUUGCCUUCAGGUUGGAGUCUCCAAGCCUGAAGCUUUUUGGUAUUAUUUCAGUUAUCUCAGCAGGAGUGCUGUUAUCAGUUGCAAAGGAGACAGAAUUUGAGUUUUGGGGUUUCGUUUUUGUCAUGCUCGCUGCUGUCAUGUCUGGUUUCCGCUGGUGUAUGACCCAAGUUCUUUUGCAGAAAGAAACCUACGGCCUGAAAAAUCCCUUCACAUUUAUGAGUUACGUGGCACCAGUGAUGGCAAUAGUGACUGGUCUUCUCUCUCUCCUUCUGGAUCCAUGGAGUGAAUUUAGAGACAACAUAUACUUUGAUAGUGGAGCGCAUUUUACUCGAACUUGUUUCUUGAUGCUUUUUGGUGGAGCCUUGGCUUUUUGCAUGGUUUUAACAGAGUAUAUUCUUGUUUCGGUGACCAGUGCUGUAACCGUCACAAUAGCGGGGGUCGUUAAAGAGGCUGUCACCAUAGUGGUUGCUGUGUUUUAUUUCCACGACGAAUUUACGUGGCUGAAAGGCUUUGGUCUGAUGAUUAUCAUGGUUGGUGUCAGUUUGUUCAACUGGUACAAAUAUGAGAAACUACAAAAGGGGAACAAAACAGAAGAUGAGAAGAAGCUACAAGCGCCAAGUCAAACUGGAAAAUACGUGAUUCUUGACGAGACGGAUGAUCAAGAAAAUGGUCCCUAAGCAUUGUUUUUGUGUGUUGGCCUUACACCGUUCUCUGGUAACUCGUUUAUAUUGGGACCUUCCUUGAGAAAACACUAAAACACUUGGGAAAAUUUGAUGCUUCCUUGCCUUCAAAAGAGAUAAGUACACGAGCCAUUUGAAGAGUUUAAAUAAAAUUUUCUCACUCUUUUGACUUUUGUAAUUCUAUUGGUACUCGAGACUCGAGAGUGUUCAAAAUUGUUCCAUAUAAAGUAGUAAGCAACCAAUCAAAUUCGGUCCAA